AUUCUCUAACCAGUAUAUAAACACUUUCUUCCUCAUCCAUUCUUCACCUCCAUCUCUUUCAUUUCUCCAUCUCUUCACCAGCGUAGAGAAAAUUUGAGGAAGAUGAACAGUCGGCCAGGAGAUUGGAAUUGUCGGUCAUGCCAGCAUCUGAAUUUUCAGAGGCGAGAAUCGUGCCAGCGGUGCGGCGAGUCUCGCUCCGGUGAGUUUGGGGGAUACGGUGGGAGGUCAGGUGGUUCAUCAUUCGGGUUCAUAACCGGGUCGGAUGUUCGACCCGGGGACUGGUACUGCUCCGCCAUGAACUGCGGCGCUCAUAACUUCGCCAGCCGAUCCAGCUGCUUCAAAUGCGGUGCGUUUAAGGAGGAUUGCGGCGGAGGGUUUGAUGGUGAGAGUAUCCCGCGCGCCAGAGGGUCAGCUUUUGGUGGGUCUGUUAAUCGCUCUGGAUGGAAAUAUGGAGAUUGGAUCUGUACUAGGUCAGGUUGCAAUGAGCACAACUUUGCUAGCAGAAUGGAAUGCUUCAGAUGCAAUGCUCCAAGAGACUUCAGCCUAGCCAGAACUUCAUACUAAUUUCUUCUUCCAUUUUUUGGGUGUUUUGCAGAGAGAGUAUGAAAAUGAGGAGAGCUGCUACUUUUUGGUGAUUAGUUUUGGGUGAUUGUAGGGUUUUGUUGUUGGGUUGGAGUUAAUCUACUUUGGCAUAUUUAAUUCCAUAUAAAAUUAACAUCAA
This is a messenger RNA of Carica papaya (papaya), 721 nucleotides long. Its product is annotated as Ran BP2/NZF zinc finger-like superfamily protein. Gene Ontology annotation, cellular component: cytoplasm. The record is from RefSeq and is a predicted model, not a curated record. Gene Ontology annotation, molecular function: mRNA binding. Lineage: Eukaryota; Viridiplantae; Streptophyta; Magnoliopsida; Brassicales; Caricaceae.